Paramecium sonneborni is the source of this 855-nucleotide messenger RNA. The record is from the annotation of a GenBank genome assembly. Lineage: Eukaryota; Ciliophora; Oligohymenophorea; Peniculida; Parameciidae.
AUGUUAAAUAUUACUCAAGCAUUAAAAUAAAGUGUUUAGAUUGCUUUCAAAAAGGCUUUUGCUCGUGAUUAUGAAAUUUAAAUCCAAUUUCAGAAUUUAAAGUAUUCAACUUCAUGUCCAGCCACAUUUUCUGAGCAUUAUAAAAAUAAUUAUGUAAAACUGCAAAUCUAAUAGUCAUAGUAAAAAGAAUGGAAAGAAACUCUCCUUCCUAAAGAUGUUGCUUAAGAAAUCUUGGUUAAUUUUUCAUCUCCAAUUUGGAAUUAAAUUAAAUUGAUUUCGAAUAUAGAAAUCACUUAAAUGGGUUAUAUACAAUUUCAAAUAAACAAAUAAUAUUAUGAUCAAAUAAUAAAUCUCAUUGAAACAACAUAAUGGCCAAAUCUUACUCCUAUCUACAAUACAACCAAUAUUUAUGGCCCAUUUGUUAACUUAAAUGGAAUUCUAAAUAAAACUGAGUAAUUAUCAAAUUUUUAUUUUAGUUUGAGAGGACUUCAUAUCCGAAAUAGAUUGUAUAGUAUUUUAUCUAAAUUAAGUAAAAAUUGUUAUAAAUUUAAUAAUAUAAGUAAUUAAAUUACUAACAAUGAUUAUUUGAUUCUUCCAGCCAAAGUAAUUAACACUUAUUAUUAGAUUUGUUUGCAAAUCCAUUUAAUCCAUUUCAUUGGGGUUACAAUUAAGUCUUAAAUGACUCUCUACACUUUGAUUCCAAAGAUCCAUUGAUUCCUAUCUAUGGAAUUGAUGAUGUAGAACCUCUCAUUCCAACUGUUGAAUUAAUUGCACAUUAUCCUUAACUCUUAAUUGAAUGUCUACAAAAUAAAUCAUUCAAAUUAUUAUAUCAAUUUGAGUUAACUUAUCCAUAAU